AUGACAGCAAAUGGAACUUUUUUUGAGUCACCAGUUCUUAAAGUUAAUUUUGAGGAGCCAAAAACUGUUAAUUCAGGAAAAUCACUUAAUAGUUAUUUUGAUUAUGAUGUUAAAUUUAACUCAACACUUACCUCAGCUGCUGAAAUUCGGUGUGAAAGAUAUGGUAGAAAAGACAAUCUCACAGAAAAUAUAGUUGGUGUUGACUGCUGGACAUUACUUGGAUUUCCCGUACAUACUAAACAAGGAAUUGAACAAACUUUGUACAGCUGUGCUAGUGUAGUUGAAGCAAGUGGAACCCUUAAUAUUGCUGAAAUGAAUCCUUGGUGGGGAGGAGUUGAAUUUGGAGAAAAACUUCCUAAUAAUAGUUUUUUAGUAAGUGAAAAUACUCUUUUGUUACCAGCAGGAACUUCCAACAUAUGGGAUAUCGAUGCAAAUGCUGCUUCUGCUCCUGUUAUUGCAGUUGACAUGAUGCACAAUCUCACAGAAAAUAUAGUUGGUGUUGACUGCUGGACAUUACUUGGAUUUCCCGUACAUACUAAACAAGGAAUUGAACAAACUUUGUACAGCUGUGCUAGUGUAGUUGAAGCAAGUGUAAAGACCAUCAAAUUGCAAUCCAGUAUAACAGGAUCAACUAAUGUAAUAGAUGUGCAAACUAUCCCAGCACAAUGGUAUAUUGAAAAGGGAACCCUUAAUAUUGCUGAAAUGAAUCCUUGGUGGGGAGGAGUUGAAUUUGGAGAAAAACUUCCUAAUAAUAGUUUAUUAGUAAGCAAAAAUACUCUUUUAUUACCAGCAGGAGCUUCCAACAUAUGGAGUAUUAAUGCCAAUGCAAAUGCUGCUUCUGCUCCUGCUAUGGCAGUUGACAUGAUGCGUAAGCUUGAGGAUAGUUUAAAAGGUUAUCGAGGAGAUGGGAUUGGAAAUUUGGCAUUAUUACAACAAUGGAAAGAAGAGGGAGUAAUUGAAAAGGGUAUAAGUGGUAUUUACAAACGCCAGUGGAAUAAUAUUAUGAUCAAUAUGGUGACUCCUACCAACCGGGCUAAAAUCAUUGGUACCACUCAAUUUACAGUGAACAAAACAUGCUAUGAUGUACGGUUUGCCACACAGUACUUGAUAGCUGUUUUUGGGUUAAUAAUUAUAUUUUGCAUACUUUUAGCAAGUCUUAGAAAUGAAGGUGUUUUCAAUUCAUUGAUUAAAAUUAGACAUGUUGUUCAACAAAUGGACCUUGGUAGAGCAAUAUUAAAUGCACAAGGAUGUGAAGAGGCAAACAUAGCUGAUUCAUCACAAUGGGUAAAAAUAGAUGGUAAAAAAUUAAUGUUAUUGGGCGAAAAAGGCUUUGAAAAGCUUUAUUUUAGUGAAAAUCCUUAA
Messenger RNA from Entrophospora sp. SA101, 1362 nucleotides. NCBI's taxonomy places the organism in Eukaryota, Fungi, Glomeromycota, Glomeromycetes, Entrophosporales, Entrophosporaceae. The record is from the annotation of a GenBank genome assembly.